Molecule: messenger RNA, 843 nt
Organism: Myripristis murdjan (pinecone soldierfish)
Lineage: Eukaryota; Metazoa; Chordata; Actinopteri; Holocentriformes; Holocentridae
Gene: pnhd
Product: pinhead
Exons: 5
Coding region: 1-831 (276 amino acids)
Source: RefSeq, a predicted model, not a curated record
AUGCAUAUUUUGCUGUCCUCAGAUAUCUCUGGCAGUCCUGUCAGUGUGGAUGUGGGAAUGUGCAGGUCGCACUGUGGGGGGGCACCCAGGACAUCUAAUGAAGCGGGACAGCAGGAAUACUCCAAACAUGCAUCCAUGCUGGAAUUUCUCAGGAGCAAAAAAAUGAGGAUGCGCAGACCCGCCGCCUCAGAGGGCUCGGACACGCUGGGCCAGCUCCCCUCCUGCGGCCUCAACCAGGUGUGCGAGCCGACCGGGAUGCGGGUGGAGCGGGUGCUGCUGUUCGAGGGGCCCCGGGAGGUGGAGGUCAUCCAGGAGUGCCACUGCGACACCAAGCUGACCCAGUGCAUCCGCGUCCCGGCGCUCAGGACCUACUUCUUCGACACGCCGUACGAGACGGUCAUCGACGUGGGAGGAUGCUCCAGGUCCAAGGGCUCCCCAGAGGGAUUCUCCUGUGUGCCCACGAAGUUUGACUCGGCUCUGGUGGAAACUCCUAACAAAGUGGACCUGAUCCAGACUGUGGCGACAUGUGAGCUGAAGGAAAGCUGCUACAGGGUCCCAUAUGUGGAGUAUUACUACGAAAUAGUCAACCAUGCUGACGGAAUUAAAGAGGAGAAACUCAAAGAAAUAGAUGUGGGCAGAUGUUUGGGAGGGUGCACUACAGGAAACCGAUGCCUUCUCAGGAGUCCCUCUGAUCCUGACAUUUGUCAUCUGUGGGCCGAAGGACCCUCCACCUCCUGUGUUCCUCAGGGCUAUGAGAGCCACACAUUCCUCAACCAGCACGGCCAGAUACGCACUGUUCUCUCCAUCACCUCCUGUGCUUGCCAAAACUGAACAUUGCGCCCC